AUGUCUGCCGUACUCGGAAUUACGUUUGGAAAUACUUCAUCUUCGAUUGCCGUUGCUUCGCAAGAUGGUAAGGUUGACGUUAUUGCAAAUCCAGAUGGUGACCGUUCGAUUCCUUCAGUUAUAUCAUUUGUUGGAACCGAUGAAUAUUUCGGCACCCAGGCUCAAUCACAAUUAGUUAGAAAUGCUAAAAACACUAUUAUCAAUUUUAGAGACUAUGUGGGAAAGAAGUUCAGCGAUACAGAUGUCUCAGCAUCAAAAUCUGGUGCCAAGGCUGUUGAAGCAAAGAACGGGCAGGUUGGAUUCGAAAUUACAAAAAAUGGAGAUAAGACAGAGAUUAUUUCUGUAUCUGACAUCUCAAGGACCCAUUUGAAGCACUUGAGGUUAGCUGCUGAAGAUUACAGUGGUAAAACUAUUGAAGGUGUGGUCUUGACAGUACCGACAGAUUUUAAUAAUGAACAAAAAGAAGAAUUAAUUAAAGUCGCAAAGAGUGCAGGUUUAAAGGUAUUGCAGUUGAUAAAUGAACCUUCUGCUGCAUUGAUGGCUCAUUUAUCAGCUCAGCCUGAUCGUUUAAUGGAAGAUAAAAUUUUCGUAGUCGCAGAUUUCGGUGGUAUCAGAUCGGACGCUGCUGUUAUUGCAGUCAGAGGAGGGAUUUUGACGAUCCUUUCGACUGCUCAUAAACACGGGUUAGGAGGUGAUGAGCUCGAUGAUGCCUUGUCGGAAUAUUUUGCAAAGGAGUUCGAAAAGAAAUAUAAAGCUAAUCCAAGAUCAAAUGCCAGAUCUUUGGCUAAAUUAAAGGCUGAAUCAAUUGUUGUGAAAAAGACGUUAUCUAACGUACAAACUUCUACCUGCUCCAUUGAAUCUUUGGCUGAAGGUAUUGAUUUUCAUACUUCCAUCAACAGAUUGAGAUACGAAUUGACUGCAAGAAAUGUAUUUACUGAGAUGACAAGGUUUGUUGAAAGCGUAGUUAGCAAAGCUGGGUUAGACACUUUGGAUAUUGAUGAGGUACUUUUAGUAGGUGGAACUUCGCAUACCCCCAAGUUGGCAGCCAACUUUUCGGCUAUAUUCCCUGAAACAACCAAUAUUAUUGCACCGGCGUUAGACCCAAAGGCAUUAAAUCCUUCUGAGUUGGUGUGUAGAGGGGCUGCAUUGCAAGCAUCGUUGAUUCAAUCAUUCGAUGAAUCUGAGAUUAAAGAAUCCUUGUCACCUAUCGUGGUAAACACUCAACAUUUAUCUGCUCCGAUUGGUAUCAAAGAUGUAAACGGGAAAUUUCAAACAUUAUUAGCCACGGAAACAGCUUAUCCUAUCAAGAGAUCAAUCCAAGUCUCCAAUGGUGAAUCACCUGCAGUCCUGGUUUCUUUAUAUGAAGGUGAGAGAACCAUUCAUGAAACUGUCAUUGAGUCAGAAAAGUAUUCUGAUGAUGAGGAAGAUGAUCUUUCGGAAGAAGAGCCUGAAGUUGUCAAGAAAGUUGUUUAUGUUCCGGGCAAAUUAUUGGCUGAAUUAUCUUUAAAAGAUUUGAAGCCUAAUUCUAAGUUAGAUAUUACUGUCAACAUUACGCAUGAUGGCGUAUUGCAUUUUUCAGGAAGAGAAUUGAAGCAAGGAUCUGUCGCUGUGAAAGGUGAAGUGCUUCCUACUCAAUAA
Priceomyces carsonii is the source of this 1638-nucleotide messenger RNA. RefSeq names its product Ssz1p (gene SSZ1). The record is from RefSeq and is a predicted model, not a curated record. Gene Ontology annotation, biological process: protein folding. The transcript has a single exon. Gene Ontology annotation, molecular function: ATP binding; ATP-dependent protein folding chaperone. NCBI's taxonomy places the organism in Eukaryota, Fungi, Ascomycota, Pichiomycetes, Serinales, Debaryomycetaceae. Gene Ontology annotation, cellular component: cytosol; nucleus. Bases 1 to 1638 code for a protein of 545 amino acids.